Molecule: messenger RNA, 1758 nt
Organism: Aspergillus mulundensis
Lineage: Eukaryota; Fungi; Ascomycota; Eurotiomycetes; Eurotiales; Aspergillaceae
Product: putative MFS drug transporter
Exons: 6
Coding region: 1-1758 (585 amino acids)
Biological process (GO): transmembrane transport
Molecular function (GO): transmembrane transporter activity
Source: RefSeq, a predicted model, not a curated record
AUGGGUGCCUCUCGCCAUGACUCCAACGAGCCCAGCACAGUCUCCGACCUCGAGGCAUCUCCCUCCCAUGUCUUCAACGAGCAGACCAACUACGUCCCUAGGAGGACAAUCAUCACCAUAUUCCUCGCCUGCUCAACAGUCGACCUCAUAGCCCUAAUGGACCAGACAACCCUCGCAGCAAGCCUCUCCAUCAUAUCCAACGCCCUGCACGCCAACGACAAAGCCGCCUGGAUCUCAGGCGCGUACUUCGUAACAUCAACAGCCUUCCAGCUCCUCUACGGCCGCCUCUCCGACAUCUGGUCCCGCAAAUCCGUCCUCUUCACCGGGCUGGCAAUCUUCCUCCUCGGCUCGCUGGCAUCCUCCCUCGCAUCCACCGCGCCCCAACUCAUCGUCUUCCGCGCCUUCACGGGCAUCGGCGGCGGCGGGCUCAUGACACUCGCACAGAUGAUCGUCAGCGACGUCGUGCCCCUGCGCGAGCGCGGCAAGUACCAAGGCAUCCUGGGCGCUGUUGUCGCCAUCGCGAACGGAAUAGGCCCGGUCAUCGGUGGUGCGCUGUCGUCUAGCUCACCCACUGGCUGGCGGUGGAUAUUCCGGCUGAACCUCCCGCUUACGGCGCUUGCGACGGCCGCUGUGUUCUUCUUCAUGCCGUUGCGGAAGGUGCAGGGGGGUUGGAGGGAUAAGGUCAAGGCUGUUGAUUUCGUUGGUGGUGCUUUAGCGCUCGCGGGGACGGCGGUGCUCCUGCUCGGUCUGACGUGGGGAGGCGGGGAGUAUGCGUGGGACUCGGCGCAUGUAGUGUGCACGAUUGCCAUCGGCUUUGCGGUUUGCGUUUUCUUCGUGCUGUGGGAGUGGAGGGGGGCCAGGGUCCCGCUUGUGCCGAUGGGGAUCUUCAAGAGCGGGAUUGUGGAUGGGGCGUGUCUGACGAUGUUCAUUAACGGGUGGAACUUUUUAGUCCAGGUUUACUAUAUCCCGAGCUUCUAUCAGGUGGUCUUUGGGUAUGGGGCUGUUAGGGCGGGCGCUAUGCUUUUGCCUGUUACUUUGAUGCAGACCGUUAGCAGCACGCUCUCCGGCCUCGUCGUGCACCGGGUCGGCCGGUACAGAGAGUGCAUCCUGUUCGGAUGGAUGGUCUGGGCUGUUGGGCUGGGCCUGUUCUCAACGCUGGACGAGAACUCCGGCGUGGGAAAGCAGAUCGGGUAUGGGAUCCUGACGGGCGUCGGUGUAGGGAAUACAUUGCAGCCGGCGCUGAUUGCCAUCCAAGCCGGCGUCUCAAGGCGCGACAUGGCUGUCGUGACGUCUUUCCGGAACUUCAUCCGCAAUCUAGGCGGAACCCUCGGCCUAGCAGUCGCGCAAACAAUCAUAAACAAUCUCCUCGUCGCCUCGCUAACACCCCUCCAUCUCCCACCAGCAGCGCAAAAGUCCUUCCUCUCCAGCCCAACAGCAUACCUUAGCACCCUCUCCGACACCGAAGCGCAGCACGUCCGGAGCCUGCUGAUACCAGCGUACAAGCGCGGGUUCCGGAUCAUCUUCAUGAUCGGGGCUGCCCUUGCGGCUGUUGCAUUCUGCAUCGCGGGCGCGCUGAUUAGGCAGGUUUGUUUGGAGAAGGGGGAUGAAGAGGUACUGAAGGAGGAGGGGAGGAAAAGGGUUCAGAGUGAAAGGGGGAGGAAGGGGGAGGGCGAGAAGGCCGCGGAGAAGAGCGCGGGGGCCGAUGUACAUGUGAAAGAUAGGAAAGAGGUGCAGGGGGGUCGGGAGCAGAUACCCUGA